CUGUCACAUAUUUUAUAAUGGCAGCGCCCAUGGAAGGACAAUCGAGCAAGUCUUCUCCGGCAAGUUUAGCUUGUGAAAACAGUGAUGCUUCACGCAAAACAACGUCUGCAGUCAUGGCAGAAUUUAUGCAUGAAAGCCAUGGAGCCUGUGAUAACAAAGAUACAUCAUCAAAUCCGUCAUCGCCAGUGAAUGCGAAAGAGAAACAAGGAGGGAUGUAUGCUUGGUAUCAACACAAGUCGUGUUUACGUAGAGCAAACUUUGCCAGUCAGCAUCAUCCAAAUGUGAAGUUUCUCCUGGAAGCAAUUGAUAAAUUAGGAAGUGAGUUUGUAAUAGGCAGGCAAGUAUGCUGUGAACGGUGUACAACAGAUGCCAACGUCAGUGGAGGCUUUGACCCAGUCAAGAAUGAGAUAAUUCUUUGCGAGAACAGGGCUCCAACACAGCGCCUGACGAGCAUGCUGCUUACCCACGAGCUGGUCCACGCUUACGACCAUCACAAGGCCAAAGUGGACUGGACGGAUCUGAAAGCCGUUGCUUGCAGCGAGAUCCGUGCAGCCAAUCUAAGUGGUGAUUGCUCCUUCCUGAGUGAGAAAUUCUACCGUUGGAACAUAGGUGCGAAGCACAACCAUGAGGCCUGUGUCAGGAGACUCGCGGUCAGCUCUAUCGUCGCGACACGGGACUUGUCAAAGGAGGAAGCUGAGAAAGCUGUUGAUGGUGUCUGGGCCGACUGUUUCCAUGACUAUGCACCCUUCGCCGACAUCCCACACCGGGCAGCUGAUAUGAGAUUCAGCCGCUUCUCCAAAUACUACAAUCCCAGGUGACAUGAUAUGAGAAAGCACCGAGCAGUACAGGCUGUUACUGGAAAGUUCUAGUCAUUUUUUUUUUGAAAAGGUGAACUUGGGUGAAUUUUUUACCUCUAAAUGAUAAUUUUGGCCAUUCGGACAAAGUGCAUUUUACCUUAGGAAAUAUGCCACUGUGAGAGAUGCUUCCUUCCAAAUUGGUUACUGGUUUGAAGAAUUUGGCAGGGAAAAUGUGUUUCUUUCCGCAAAGCAGUGAUAAGAAAUUACAGAUGUUAAUAAUCAUUCAUCCCUUGUACCACCUAUGUUUGAUGGCAAACAAACUCAUCGGUUUUUGAUACAUUCUUAAAUACAGAAUCUUACAGAAGUGAUUUCAGCAAUUAUGGAUGCAAUCCUUCAACUUAGUGUGGCCUUUGGCUCAAUGCUUGUCAGUUCUCCUGUGAGCCAGUUUUCAAGAACUUGAUGCCUGAGCUAACAUUGUGUGAAGUUUGUUCAAACAAAUUAUAAAAGCUUGGCAUGCAGUACUUCAUUUUGGUGUUGUUGCAUAUUUGGUCGUCAGUGACCUUAACCAUGGCACAGUGUUCAACACUACUGGUACACUUGAAGACCAGAUUACCAUUACAUCAGAUAACGAGUUUGAUUUAUAUAACGGUCUGACACUCUUAUACAGGAUAAAAUACAAGGAUAAAAAUACAGCCAUGGGAAAGUCAAGUAAGACCAUCAGUCUGUUUUGGAGAAUUCUAAGUGCAGAUGUAUUGUUUUCCAGCAUCAACAGUAAACAACAUUUGACCAAGUGGUCACCAUUUCAAAAGAUUUGACCUUUAUGGGCUUACUGUUGUUUGCAUUAAAUUAUUAUUUUACUCUCUAACACCUUCUCCAACAAUUAAACCCAUCCAUCUUUUCUCUUCCAUUCUCCCUGCUUUUCUGUGAAUUGAGAAUCAAACUACACGUGCCAUAUCAAACUUGUUUGUGUUUGUGUCUGCCACUGUUAAUUCAGAUUGAAGAAGCAAUAGUAAAGUUUAAAGAAGUUUAUUUUUGUGCCCUUUGAACUUUGAGAUCAAAUGAUUCUUGUGCCCAUUGACCUUUGAGAUCAAAUGAUUCUUGUGCACAAAAUUUCAAACCUAACGGUAAUCUGCAGCUUUUAAGAAACUUUUUUUCUGGAAAUCUGUUUAGAACAUAUUCUAAAUAAGUUUUUUUUCUCUUAGCUUUUUCUCUGGUUUUUGUUCGGGGCAAACCCCAAUCCUGAAAUAAUCACUGCCAACAUUUGAAACAUUUGGCCACCCAAGAUCUGUGAAAGUUUAUAUUUGUUAACAUGUAAGUUGCUGUUUGCAUCAAAGUGACUGAAGUCCAGACAGAACGGCUUAGCCUAAGGUUAUCACAGUUAUUUCACUGCACUAUUCCUUAAGGAUAUGUUUUUACAAUGAAGCCCGGUUUUGUUUUGUAGCACCCAUCAGCAGAUUGGCAGUAAUGAGGCUUUAUCUUCAGUGAUAUUAUAGAUUCAGGACCGUAACGAUUUCAUUGCAUGGAAAUUCUCUUUCAGAAUUCAGGCAUGCAGGUUUUGUUCUCAUGUCAUCAGUCCUCUGGAUACUAAGCCAACAGGCCAAAUCGAAAUAUUUACCCUGAAAAUUUUUUUUUGAGUUUGCUUGCAUCUGGUGUUUGCGCGGUCAAGACAAAUAUUAGUUAUCAGUGAAAGACCAACAUUAACUUAAAAUGAUAGGAUUUAUAAUAGAAUGUCAUGUUACUAUGGCAACCAGACAUCCCAAAAUGACCAUUCAAGAACAAGUGAUUUGGCAGAGCUGUUAACUUUCUGAAAAGUGACAGGUGUAUCAAUAUUGAAUGGUACAUAUGUCUUUCUUGAAGUCAUCCUCUUUGGCAAAGCACCUCAAAGCAAUGAAAUUGAGAAAAAUGAAAAUUAUGGAAAGUUUGUUGAAAUUAUGACUCAUUCUCAGGAUGAGUAAGUUUUCUUUUGGGGGGAGGGGUGCGGUAGAGAAGGGAGCUCACAAAGAAUUCUGAAACAGCAGCUCAGUAGUUACAUAGUUCAGUGAAUUGACAGAUUGGGACAACAGAUACUACAGCCUCCCCAAAGGGGUAUUUUUUUUUUAGAUUGGCGAGAGAUAGGCGAUUUUGGGGGUACCGAUUCAUUUUCCUUCCCAAAACAUGAAAAAGCCCCCAAAUUUAACUUCACCUCUGAGAAAGGCCAUUACAGCCUACAUAAUAAAAAUUCCCCCAGAUUUUCUGAACCUCGGAAACUUUGGUUCUGUAUCCACCCUUGGUUGCAAUGUGCUUUCAACCUUAAAAGGGCAAUAUUCAACAAAAAUCUCAUCAAAUUUCUGCAGCUGUUCAAUACAACAGGGAAAAAAAUCAAACAAUAAAUGUGGUAUUAUAUUAUAUCAAACUUCAAACUGAGUUCGUGGUUUUCAGUGAACUUUUUUGUUUGUGAUGAACAAUUUUUUUCAAAAUCAGUGUUUGUAGGGAAUAAAGUUUUACAGAAGUAGCCCACUUUGGUAAUUAAAUUCACCACAAAUAUUUCGCUCAUUUCAUGCUUGGCAUGUUUUACUUUGAUCUCUUGAAAUGACAAAGUGCUCCUUUUGAAAAUGCUCACCCAGUUUGAAAAAUUCAACGAUCUACACAGCAGGAGUUUUGUUUUCUCAUUUCAUAUUUGGCUCGUUUUAGUUUGAUCUCUUGAAAUGACAAAGUGCUCCUCUUGAAAAUACCCAGUUUGAAAAAAUCCGACACUCUACACAGCAGGGGGUGUGACUACUAGAAUACUAAUCGGUUGGACAGUGUACUGAGUGUACUUUGAAUAUUAACAUUUGCCCUGAUUAUCCUGUCAUCUCUAAUUAAAUACGAAAUACACUUUCUUCCUCAGAUAUGUUGUCAUCACAUGACAUGCCAUCAUCACAUGACAUGUUGUCAUCACAUGACAUGCCAUUUUACUGUAUUACUAAAUACUGCUUUUAUUCCCUACUUUCAUUCCAUUCUUCUUGAUCAGACAUAUGCUUAACAUGGUCUGUGGUUUGCACAGGAAAAAGCUGUCAAGAACCUAAGCCAAGUUUUUUUUACAUGCUUUGUCACAGGCCAUGGAACACAUGCACAGAAAUGGAAUGUAUGCACACAUAAAAGUUCAAAAUCCACUUACGAUUUGCUGCCAAGAUUCAAGAAGUCCGUCACUGCGUAUUCCCUUCCACAAGCCAUGUGGUAGCCUCGUUGCCUAGUCACAAUAAUCAGAAGUCAGGUGGAAGUAAGUCACUGCACAGAAGUUGAUUUCCAUCAUGCCUACAAGCCAGUUAGUCACCGCAACUAUUUCUGUAGCCAGAGGACUUCGUUUUCAACCCCCCCCCACCAAAAAGAAAGAAAAAAAGGUGAAGGGUUAUGUCAAUAUACCUCUACCUCCAACCAAAUUUACAAAGCUGAACUUUGCUCAGUGGAGCAGGAAGCACAAUAGAGAAUGGUGGCAACAGCUUUUGGUUGGGACUGUAGUUCUAUCAAUUAAAAAGAAAAUUGAAAACCUGCGGUAUAUUAGUUUUCUUUGGGAGUUGUUUCCUCUUGUUUCGUUUGUUGAUGUAGUCAACCAAAGUUUUUGGUUUGACAAUCGGUUAUCAUUAAAAAUUGCCAUGCUUAAAAGUUCAUGGCGAGAUGCACGUCUACCCUCAAAUCCUUUUGUGACUGCAGAUUUUUUUAUUGUAGUUUAUAACUGCAUGCUAAUCAACAUGAAAAAAAUUCUGUUGACUGGACGCUUCUUCAAAAAUGCCACCUUCACUUAAUGUGAAUGGUGACUGUUUUUCUGAUGUUUCCUAUCCAGAAGUUGUCUUUGUUUGUUGAAGGUUUAGGCCAGGACAGUUCCAUACAUAAGUGAGAAUUCUAUCACACUGUCACCAACCUCAUUUUCAUUGGUAGUUUUUAAACAUAGAGAGGUGUUUGAAAAAAAGAUGGGGGAAAUUUGCCCUUAAAUUUCAGUUAUAUUUUUUUGUGAAAGAUGUUUUAGUUUGUGAAUUUUUAUUAAUAAUGGGGUCAUUAAUGGCAUGACCAAAUUCCACUUUCCCGUGGAAUUACCCUUCAAUAAACUCUUGAAUUGCAUAUUUGUAACAGGAAAAACUCAAAAC
Molecule: messenger RNA, 4897 nt
Organism: Acanthaster planci (crown-of-thorns starfish)
Lineage: Eukaryota; Metazoa; Echinodermata; Asteroidea; Valvatida; Acanthasteridae
Gene: atp23
Product: ATP23 metallopeptidase and ATP synthase assembly factor homolog
Biological process (GO): mitochondrial protein processing; mitochondrial proton-transporting ATP synthase complex assembly
Molecular function (GO): metalloendopeptidase activity
Source: RefSeq, a predicted model, not a curated record